GCGAGUUUGGGCUUGCGGAGAAGAUGGAGUAUCCUGCGUUGGUCAUGGUGGAGGCCAUGGACAGCAGAGGGGCCCGGCCAUACAACAGCUCGGAGGAGCGGGAGGGCCGGGAACCGGACGGGCUGCGCUUCGACCGCGAAAGGGCGUGCCGCCUGUGGGAAGCAGUGUCCGGGGCUCAACCAGUGGGGAGGGAGGAAGUGGAGCACAUGAUCCAGAAGAACCAAUGUCUCUUCACCAACACCCAGUGUAAGGUUUGCUGCGCCUUGCUCAUUUCAGAAUCUCAGAAGCUGGCACACUACCAGAGCAAAAAACAUGCCAACAAAGUGAAGAGAUACCUAGCAAUCCAUGGAAUGGAGACAUUAAAGGGGGAAACGAAGAAGCUAGAUUCAGAUCAGAAGAGCAGCAGAAGCAAAGACAAGAACCAGUGCUGCCCCAUCUGUAACAUGACCUUUUCCUCCCCUGUUGUGGCCCAGUCGCACUACCUGGGGAAGACCCACGCAAAGAACUUAAAGCUGAAGCAGCAAUCCACUAAGGUGGAAGCUCUGUCGAAACGCCUUACAAACCCUUUCCUUGUGGCCUCCACCUUAGCCUUGCACCAGAAUAGAGAGAUGAUAGACCCAGACAAGUUCUGCAGCCUCUGCCACGCGACUUUCAACGAUCCUGUCAUGGCUCAACAACAUUACGUGGGCAAGAAACACAGGAAACAGGAGACCAAACUCAAACUCAUGGCACAUUAUGGGCGACUGGCAGACCCUGCUAUCACCGACUCAUCAGCCGGGAAGGGCUACCCAUGCAAGACAUGUAAGAUAGUGCUGAACUCCAUAGAACAGUACCAAGCUCAUGUCAGCGGCUUCAAACACAAGAACCAAUACAGGAUACAUUUAGAAUGUGUGCCAAUUUUUAGAGUACAAUUGAUGAGUCAUCCUCACAUGUGUAUUCAUCUGGGCAGUCACCCUCCAGCAAGAUACAGAACAUUGCCAGCUCCCCAAAAGAUUCCCUUGUUUCCCUUUCUGGUCAGUAUCCUCCUGAAGUAAACACUAUUUUGACUU
Molecule: messenger RNA, 1049 nt
Organism: Molossus molossus (Pallas's mastiff bat)
Lineage: Eukaryota; Metazoa; Chordata; Mammalia; Chiroptera; Molossidae
Gene: ZNF346
Product: zinc finger protein 346
Exons: 7
Coding region: 24-1034 (336 amino acids)
Molecular function (GO): zinc ion binding; double-stranded RNA binding
Source: RefSeq, a predicted model, not a curated record